Molecule: messenger RNA, 9879 nt
Organism: Lymnaea stagnalis (great pond snail)
Lineage: Eukaryota; Metazoa; Mollusca; Gastropoda; Lymnaeidae
Source: the annotation of a GenBank genome assembly
GAAAAUUCUUGCUCCAAACGAGUGGUGUGCAAACCGGCACCAUUUAUUAAUUUCAACGGUUUUGUCAGUGAUAGAAGCCAUUUCCAGCCCAUAUCACCAGACCAAAAGGUAGGCUUUUAUUUCGCUGUGAAAAUGUUCGGAUAAAGUUUAUAUUUACUCUCAUUUAAUGAAGACAUAUGGUUAAUAUUAAUUUCCAUUGUCACUAGCAUGCCCAUUCAGUGUUCAACGAGGUUUUUUUAGAAUAAUUAUAUGACUAGAAAUAUAAGCAACAUUUUUUCACAAAAAUAUUUUAAAGUUUCGUAAGCGAAUUAGUUUGGAAUUAACCUAUUUAAAGGUUAAAUUAAAUGAGAGUGAAAAUAACAGGUCACAUGUUGUCCUUUUUAUUCUUUCACUAGCUUCUCCUCUCGAUGCAUUUUAAUUAACCAAGCAUGCAUUUAGAGCCGGCCCUACGGUUGCUGGCGCCCCGGACAAGUUUAACUUUAGCGCCCCUUUAAAGUUUAAUUAUAAUCGUAAAAAUUGUGCAAGGAAAAAAUGGGGAUUUCGUAAUGAGUUCAUUACCUAGGUUGUUUUUUUAAAACAAAGAAUGAACAAUAAUAUAAUUUUUUAAACUUGUAUUUGGACAGUAGGCCUAUAAACAAUUAGUCUACCGUCGGCAGUAUGAACAAUCAGCCUACCGAUGGCAUUUUUUUCUCGCCUUUAGAUCAGCAAAUCUUUUUAUUGCACUUUCUAUGUUUCUUUCCAUCGCGCCCACAUGCAAUGAUUUUUCCUAUUAUGGAAGAUCGUCGAUGGCGCCCUAAGCACAUGGCGCCCUAAGCACAUGGCGCCCCGGGCAACUGUCCAAGUUGCCGGUACCUUGAGGUGGCUUUUUAAUUCAAUAAUCAAUAAUUUAACAGUUGGAGUGAAUCUGGUUGAAUUCAUAUUUCAGCCUGCUAAGUUAGAGUGAAUCUGGUUGAAUUCAUAUUUCAGCCUGCUAAGUUAGAGUGAAUCUGGUUGAAAUCAUAUUUCAGCCUGCUAAGUUAGAGUGAAUCUGGUUGAAAUCAUAUUUCAGCCUGCUAAGUUAGAGUGAAUCUGGUUGAAUUCAUAUUUCAGCCUGCUAAGUUAGAGUGAAUCUGGUUGAAUUCAUAUUUCAGCCUGCUAAUGUUGCAUUAAGAAAGAAAAUAUUCACCCCCACCUCCCUCAUUAAAAAAUCUGGCCUUUACAAAAGUAAAACAUUGCCACUAACAGGAACGUUUUCUCAAUUUCCAAAAUAUUUUAUUUUAGAAAUAAAGAUGUGCUAUUAAGAAAAAUUAGAUUUUUAAAAUAAACAAUAUAUAUUUAAACUAUACUUUUAUUGUCAUGUUUUUUAGGCGGGCUAAAUUUAUUUAAAACAGCAAAUAAUUAAUAUGUUAACUCCAUCGCACAGCCGUGUUUUCAUUGAAAUGGUACAGGUGGCAGCAUACAGAAAUUCAAGGACAAUUCAUUUUCAUUUUAUUGUACUUAUUAUUUAACUUUUUUUUUCUCCAUUUGAUCCCUCGGCCAAUUGAUUCUCAAGUUAAUAAAUGCAUUUAAAAUAGCACACUCAAGCAACACACUGAAAUAGCGGAAAUAACGUUAAAUAAGUAACUCAUUACUUUCCAAAAACAAAACAUGUAGGCCUAGCUACAGUUGUGCACUACAAACACAGAGAUGCGUAUAUCUACCAUACUCACGAGCAAAUUAUAUAUUCUUUCAAGAAAAGACGGGGCCAUUAAAAACUUUUCAUGGAUGAAUGUCCAUUUAUGUUAUUGAUAUUCAUCAUUACCAUAAUGUGAUUUGAAGAUAGACUACCACUUGAGACAAUGAAAAGAAGUGAAAUACUUACCAGGUUGACCAGUUCGAUGAAACUAAAACUUAGAUGUUAUAGGUUAUAUUACAUAAUAAUGUAUGAAAGUAUGAGUGUAUGAAUUUAUGAGUGUAAGAAUGUAUGAGUUUAUGAAUGUAUGAGUUGAUGAAUGUAUGAGUGUAUGAAUGUAUGAGUGUAUUAAUGUAUCAGUGUAUGAAUGUAUCAGUGUAUGAAUGUAUCAGUGUAUGAAUGUAUCAGUGUAUGAAUGUAUCAGUGUAUGAAUUUAUGAGUGUAUGAAUGUAUGAGUGUAUGAAUGCAUGAGUGUAUGAAUGUAUGAGUGUAUGAAUGUAUGAGUGUAUGAAUGUAUGAGUGUAUGAAUGUAUGAGUGUAUGAAUGUAUGAGGGACUGCGUUCAAGUCUGCGGAGUGAAUAAAUUUCGGAGCAAAAUAUGUUUAGGCUUGAAAAGAAAAGUAAGGGCAAUUAAAUGAUAUAUGACAUAGUUCUGACCACGGUAUGUCUUUCCGUGGCCCGUUUUUUUUUUUUUGGACCACUUUAAAAUAUUGCUUUCAUUGUUUCCCAAAAUUAGUAAAAGGGUGGACAUCUUUUUCUAAGCUGGGAAGUGAGUUUUAAAAUAUGGCCCUCUUAAUAAUAACCUGUUAUAGCGCAACACUUAACCAUCCAGACAUUGUGUUUCUAUUUUAAUUACUAUAUUAGUUAUAUUUUAUGAAAAAGGCUGGGGUGGGGGUGGGGGGAAUAUAAAGUUGCCUCGUCAUUUCAUAUUUAUAUACUCCAAGGCCGCGGCAAAUGGUUGGUUAAGGGGUUAUGGUAAGGCUUUUCGCAGAGCCAAUCUCAACCUCCUUGGCCAAGUUUUUUAGGGCACACUUUAGGAAGCGGCUAUAAUUUAUACUUAACAAUAAUAUAAUAAAAGAUGUGGCGCCCAAACUCCCCCCCCCCCAAAUGAAUUGAUGCAAAACUUCUGAACGCCGUCUCUUUAAUUACUGCUUAAUUUGAUUCGAACGUAUUUUUUAUUUUCUUAUUCUAUUGCAAGCAUAGCUUAAAACCCAUUAGCAACUAAGGGAAAACAAUUUAUUGAAUACACAUUCCAUAAAGAGAACCAAAUGCUUGGGUUGUCAAGGGCAAUUUAUUUAAUACACAUUUCAUAAAGAGAACCAAAUGCUUGGGUUGUCAAGGGCAAGGGAUGUAUUUCCUGGUGGGUCAACCUAUGCGUAAACAUUGCCCGCAGGCUCCACCUACCCCACACGGUAACGAAUCAAGAAAAAUUUCCGAAAUUCUGUCCUAAAAGUAGGUCAGCUCCACACUUACCUACAAGACAGGUUCACGAGGUAAGAACAUCUUUAGUACCAAUAGAACGUUAACGUACAACAAGCGUGAGUCGAAACACAUAUACCCCAUGGCAUCUACCCCAUGGCAUCUACCCCAUGGCAUCUACCUUAUGGCAUCUACCUUAUGGCAUCUACCCCAUGGCAUCUACCCCAUGGCAUCUUCCCCAUGGCAUCUACCUUAUGGCAUCUACCCCAUGGCAUCUACCCCAUGCCUUCUACCUUAUGGCAUCUACCUUAUGGCUUCUACCCCAUGGCAUCUACCCCAUGUCAUCUACCUUAUGGCAUCUACCUCAUUGCAUCUACCUUAUGUCAUCUACUCCAUGCCAUCUACCUUAUGGCAUCUACCCCCUGGCAUCUACCUUAUGGCAUCUACCCCCUGGCAUCUACCUUAUGGCGUCUACUCCAUGGCAUCUACCCCAUGUCAUCUACCCAUGUCAUCUACCUUAUGGCAUCUACCUUAUGGCAUCUACCCCCUGGCAUCUACCUUAUGGCAUCUACCUUAUGGCAUCUACCUUAUGGCAUCUACCUUAUGGCAUCUACUCCAUAGCAUCUACCUAACGGAUACAGCAUCUACUUCAAAAUUGCAAAAGCUUCAUUUCAUAGGGACAAUUUUUUUCAGACCUUGCUAAAUGUCCACUCGAAACCUUGUUUAAUUAAAUAUUACAUCAGUUUCUCAUGGAUAAGUCUCAUAAGUCCAAACCUCGCCAACAACAGACUCGGGGUCAUCUCCGUUCGUUCGGGUUACAAGUGUGGGGGAGACCACCAGCUGGGGUAACGAUGCGCGGUUUGGCCGUCUGCCUCCAGAGUGCCGGGUCUUGGGAGCUAGCAUUCCCUCACAAAACGAUCUUCUCUCAUCAAAUAAUUAUUUCUUUGAAGACGUGCCAAAUUAAGCGACGGAAAAAAAACACACAAAAAACGAGCUAAUUUGAAGGAUUUCAAAAAAAAAAAAUAAUAAUAAUUUUUUUUUAAAAUCGUUAAGUUCCCACACUCACAGAGUUCCAUGUUCAACUUUUGUCCUACCUUUGACCAUAUGUACUCAACUGUACUCAUGGGCGCCCGCAGGCUGGGAGGGCAAGGGGGGCACUUGCCCCCCCCCCUGGAUUGAUUGGAUAAAAAAAAUUUAGACAAAAAAUUUAUUAAAGUAAAGAGAAAAUAAAGAGAAAGUAACUAAGCUGAUGUCCUGUCCGUUCGUUCACCAUACAAAUACGCUACAGUAAAUUAAAACUACAUUAAAACAUUACUAAAAAAAUUUUGCCCCCCCCUUAGAAAGUUAAUCGAUUCCCCCCCACCCCCCUAGAAAGUUUUCUGCCGGCACCCAUGACUGUACUGCUAUGUCAGCAAAAUAAAGCGCAAUGCCAUUUCGUCAUUCCUAAGUAAAACAAGCCUCGUUAUUGCAUACAACCAGGCAAACAAACAACGACAUUUAUUUGUUUCAUACAAUCAAGCCAAGAAGCAAACAUUUACUUGUAAUCAAGCUUUUAUGAGCACUCGUUUUAAAAGUAAAGGUUGCAUUUUUUGUCUGCCAGAUAUUUUCGACUUUUUUUCUUCCCCAAACCUAAUAUCAAUUCCUUACGUACCUGUAGACACAUAACGGGCAGAAGUAGAUUUGUUGUGUUCGGUGAUAGAACUACUGACCUUGACAUUCUUGGAAUCUUGACAAGGUACGCUGAGAACUUUAAGCUAGGUGUUUUCUUUAUAUAUAUACCGGUGCUCAACUUGAAAAGGGGGGGGGGGUGUGCUGGCUAUAAAUAGCAUGCCCCACAAGGCUCCCGUAAAAACAACAUCGUCUGCCACGCAAAACGAGCAGAUCAGCUGAGUGGUUUUUGGAAUCUUGACAAUGUACGCUGAGAACUUUAAGCUAGGUGUUUUCUUUAUAUAUAUACCGGUGCUCAACUUGAAAAGGGGGGGGGGGGUGUGCUGGCUAUAAAUAGCAUGCCCCACAAGGCUCCCGUAAAAACAACAUCGUCUGCCACGCAAAACGAGCAGAUCAGCUGAGUGGUUUUCAUUACCUAAUUACGCAACCGUUAAUACUUUCAAAUAGUGCCGCUUUGCAUUUUCUCACUCCCAAAUACUUGCUGCUAUCCAGGCUUCAUAGAAGAAACAUAAUUAAUUUCAGUGACGAGGAAGAUAUAUUAUAUUUAUGUACGUUUAAAAUAUUGAAAAAAGAUAUAGCCAAUGAGAUGUCGCUUAACCAAGCUGGUUCAGGUCACAGGUCAUUAUUAUUGACUCCUAUGAAAUUAAGUUGUCAAUUUUUAAAUUUAAAAAAAACAAUGCAGAAAAUGAAUGCAAGAGUAACAUGGCAAGUCUGAUCUUUGUUCCAGUUUAUCCACACCACCCCAAUGUUUUUCUUUCUUUCUUAAAAAUAAUUGUGCCGUUUAAAUAAAAUGCUUUUGUAAGAAAUCCGCAAGAAAAAACGAACCAUUUUGGGUAGAGGAUUCACGGUUCUUACUUUGGUGAACGCAACAUGACGCAAUUCUGGCAAAGUUGCAUUGAACUGUUACUCAUUUAUAUGAAGGCCAAUGUCACUGCUGGUGGUAAACAAUCAUCAAGGGCAAUGCCAGCGAGAGCCAAGGCUAUAAAUAAAUCAAGGGAGUUCACCUUGACGCCACAUUUUGAAAAGCUGAGACGGAAGGCUGCAUAGUUGAGGAUAAAGGGAGGGAAUAGGGGGGGGGAGAACACCCUGAAUGUCCCAUCCCCAAGUGACCUUUAGGUUCGCUAAAUAUAGAACAUAGAGGAAAGAGGUGAUCAAAAGAUAGCCUAUGGCCUUAUUUACUUUGAGCAUCACAUCUCUUGGAGAUGUUACUAAGGCAAAGAAUGUGUUAAAGCAGGCCUGCACAACUCAAAAUGCAAGGCGGGCCAUAAUAAUUUAUGAAAAACCUGUGCGGGCCGUAAUACUUAAUGAAAACUUGUGCGGGCCGAAAGAUGAUAGGACAGGGAGGAGAGAUAUUUAGAAAAUAAUUACAAUAAAGAAUAUUCCGUUACUUCGCGGGCCACCAAGUGCGUGCUGGCGGGUCACAUGCGGCCCGCGGGCCAUAUGUUGUGCAGGCCUGUGUUAAGUUUUCAACAACAACAAAAAAUAAAUAAUAAUAAUAAUAAAAAUAUGUUUUUUAGCAGAUAUAAACAUUAUUACCGGUUGAAAUAUGAAUUAAAUUUACUAACCAGUAGUUUGUAAAUGUUUAUUCUGGUGCGGCUGUGUAGACAGCUGGUGGGAGGGUGGGUGGGGGUGGUGCUUUGGCACAUUUUAAAAGGGGUGUGUGGCGAGUGUAAAAGCCAAGCUCAAACGCUAUUUUUAGUAGCGUGUAUAUUUAGAAUCCCUUGACAUUUAUCUCUCUGGGCUGAGGCCCGUAAGAGUUGUUUAAAAAUCUCGAUUGGGUGGCGUAUUCUAUUUACACGGGUGAGGGAUUUGUCAACGCAUUUAGUUGUUAGUCAUACAACAUACAUGUUAGAGACACCGCACCACCGGACUGGAUUGACGGUAUAAAUAUUAAGUUCCGUCCUCUAUCAGUACCAACACAAUGGUUUUAAUGAGUUUUAUUAGAUAUAAUUGUUAUUUUCCAUUUAAAUAUUCAAUUUAUUAAGAUAACGGUCUCUCAUGUCGUGACCUAUAGCAUCGCCCUUUGGUUUCAUGCAAAAGUAGAUGAUUUUGGAACAGUCAAAUGACCUACUUACCGUACUGAGUUACUGCAGAUCUGUUUUCUUUGGACUUAUCCCGUGGGAAGUUACCAACAAAACAUGACUCUCAAAUGAGGGAGAAAAGAAAAAGCUCCACACUCCCAUUAUAACUGGAGCAAACCAGGUGGAAAUUGGGACUUUGGGGGUUUCCGAAGACGGUACGCUCUUGAAAGCAACCGAGCAGGGAGCUUGGCACGUGCCCAGGGUAAACACGUAAUCGACUUCACACUUCCAUCCGACGGCGAGGGAUCGGCACAAUUAUUUGAUGUGAUGAACGCAUCGCUGUAACAAUCGCUUUGCCCAACUGCUCCCGUCGGAUUCCGCAGUUGUAUCACGUCCGAACGACGGGGUCCAGGAAAUUGAAACAAUCGUUUAAAUAAUCCGAGAUUGUAAGAAGCUUUCAAGUAAAAUAUCGUUUAAAAACUAUCUGUUUUGAAAAUUUUCAUCAACUUCUGAACACGCUAACACUACAUAUGUGUACUAUGUACAGUGGCGUACCUUAACUAAAUGCCACCCUGAGCUAACACCAAAAAAGUUUGUGCCCUCUGGAAUACGUUUAAUAUAUGUUGGUAAUAAUCAUUAAAAUGUGCCACCCGGGGCGUUACCCCCCCCCCGAUACUCCACUGACUACAUAGGCAGGGGGAAGCAUGCGCCCCCCCCCCCUUUCCCAGCGUACUUAGAUUGAUUAGAGUUGUUUGAAAUGCAAUAAAUCUAACUUUAAUAGUCUAUUUUUAACUUUGUUGUUGUUGCUAUUUUCCACCCCCCUCCUCCCAGUUUUUCCACACUCAGCAGGUCAAAAUGCCCUUCAAGCCCCCAGAACAAGCCAAAUGCCCCAAGUGUGGCAAGAGCGUGUACGCUGCCGAGGAGAAGGUGGCCGGAGGGUACAAGUUCCACAAAGGCUGCUUCAAGUGCAGUAAGUCAUAGUGCGAUUUCAAUGUUGAAAGGAUGAUAAGACUUGGAUCAGAUGAUAGUGACACUACGAAUAGCACACUAUUUAGCCACCUUUUUAAGUCACCAAGAAACAUUUACCGCGUAGUUGUAUUGUAAUUGUAAUAAUAAGAUUGAAAUAAGAACGUGUAUUGUAUUGGUUUUUAUUUAUCUAUUGUCUGAACGUGAUGUAGGUACGAAAGCUGUCCCAUAGUUGACAUUUGCGACACUAUAAGUAGCGAGUUCAUUAGCAGGAGAGUCUUGCAAAACUCUGGAUGCAGGUCAAAGGUGGCAAGGCGCAUCAAAAUGACUGUUUAACUUAGUUUAAUUAAGAGGGAGUGUUUAUUGACCGAGUCACACUGAAUAUUUCAGCUCAACUUAGUACAAAUGCAUUUAUUAAUUCUUCACUCAGAUUUUUACAAAAUUAAUAAGAAUACUGGAUCCUCAAGUAAUAAAUAAGCUUCCUACGCGUUGGCACACCACAUUAUUUAUCCAAUAUUUUAAAUUUUUAAAUUUCUUUCUAAACUUGCCGUAAAUGUAUCACACAAGCUAGAGCCCCCCUUCCCCCCUUUUUUUUUGGGGGGGGGGGGUCAUGCAUACAAUGUUAAAUAUGGAAUAUAUUUGCUUUGAUGACUUUCCCCCUUCUUCCUGACCCACAGACAUGUGCAACAAGUUCCUAGAGAGCACCAACGUGAGUGAGCACAACUCUGAGCUCUACUGCAAGCAGUGCCACGGGCGCAAGUUCGGACCCAAGGGGUACGGCUUUGGCGGUGGAGCUGGUGCAUUGGGGAUGGACAAGGGAGAGAGAUUCGGAAACAAGGCUUGCGAGAUGGAGUAAGUGAAGAGUUUAAUAUCAAGGGUGGUAACUUUGGUACUGGAAAAUAGUACCGGGAGUAGUUUCCCUUGAACAAAACAAAAUCAUAAAUUUAACUCUCAAAAGAAACAAAAUAAUUAAGUGUAUGUUAAUGCUAAUAGUCAUCCAAUAUUCUAUAUAGGCAUACAUUAAAAUAUUUAAGAGUAGGCAUUGGCCUAGGAAGAAGCAUUUUUUCCCCCUUUUUAUAAAGAGUUGGCAUUUUUGGCCAACUGCAGAUUCUUUUUCCAUGGAGGGAGGGGCAAACGCUUGGCCUGCCCCAAGCCCAAGCAGCACCAACCCUAGCUACGCCACUGAGAGUGGAUCUGUUAUUAUUAGAGCAGUAUUUGAUAAAUUAUGGUAACUCUAUACUAUACUAUGAAUAGAGUGUAAAUAAAUGUGUAUUUAUCAAUUUGAAAAAAACAAAAACAAUGGAGGCAACUCACUGGCAACUGACUAACUCUAUGGAGUUGUCUUCCCCUCAGUAACAAACCCACUGGCGAUUCUUUCACUGGAGCUGCCAUCUCAGGAUCUGAUUCUGGCACUGGACCAAAGUGCCCCAGGUGUGGCAAGACCGUCUAUGAUGCCGAGAGAGCCAUCGGGGCUGCAGUGGUAAGGAACACAAGGGACAUUGUUUAUUUAGAGAUGUGAUAAAUCAAAAGGUGGAUUAAUUUUAGCCAUAUGCCAUAUGCAGAGGUAUAAUUUAUUAUAUAUAUAUAUUCCAUAUAUUCAUACAUACAUAUAAAUAUACAGAGAGAGAUAUAAAUAUGUAAUAUAUCAUACAUUUAUGAUUUCAUUUAAAACAUGUCUUUUAAAAGACCCUUCAUUAAAACACACAUAUUAAUGACGUCCUUCUGGUUUUAUAGCCUUGGAUCAUUUUUUAAGUAGUCAAAGUGCUAAUCUAUUUCAAUGUCCUGUCAGCGAUAUACAACCUUUUUUUGUAAGUCAAAGCAUAGCCAUACAAAGACUUUUAAAACAUAUUCAAAUACAUCGCUUUUUAAAAAAAAAUCUCUCUUUAUUAGCUAUUGAUACAAAAAAUUAGUUUGUCACGGAUAUAAGCAUAAUUUUGGAAUGCAAACAACUUGUUUGUCAUACCGGUAGAUAAAAAAUAUUAUUUUAAAUAGCAAAUAUUUAAAGGGUAAGAAGAUAUUAAAAAGAAUAUUAAAAAUAUAUUUUAUCACUGCUUACUUCUAGCCAUGGCACAAGACCUGCUUUAACUGCAAGAGCUGUAAAAAAUCUGUGGACUCAAGCACUAUGGCUUUUCAUGAUGAGGAGGUUUAUUGUAAA